Molecule: messenger RNA, 1377 nt
Organism: Diaporthe amygdali
Lineage: Eukaryota; Fungi; Ascomycota; Sordariomycetes; Diaporthales; Diaporthaceae
Product: aminotransferase class I and II
Exons: 4
Coding region: 1-1377 (458 amino acids)
Biological process (GO): biosynthetic process
Cellular component (GO): mitochondrion; cytoplasm
Molecular function (GO): pyridoxal phosphate binding; L-kynurenine:2-oxoglutarate transaminase activity
Source: RefSeq, a predicted model, not a curated record
AUGAAGCCCGCUGCUCGUGUCGCGGGCAACAGGCAGGAUGUGUGGUCCAUCAUCAAUGAGGCCGCGACUGCAUCGCCCAACCAGCCCAUCAUCAACAUGGGCCAGGGAUUCUUUGGGUAUAACCCACCCAAAUUCAUUCUAGACGCUGCCAAGGAGGCGCUGGAUCGGGUAGAGUGCAACCAAUACUCACCAACGAAAGGACGGCCUCGGCUGAAGAAGGCCAUCGCCGACGCCUACUCGCCGCACUGGGGCAGGAAGCUGAACCCAGACACGGAGGUGACGAUUACGACGGGGGCUAACGAGGGCAUGCUGAGCGCAUUCAUGGCGUUUAUCGAGCCAGGCGACGAGGUCAUCAUCUUCGAGCCUUUCUUCGACCAGUACAUAAGCAAUAUCGAAAUGCCCGGCGGUAAGAUCGUAUACGUGCCCAUGCACCCGCCCAAGGAAGGCGCAACGAAGACAUCUUCUGCCGCGGAGUGGACCAUCGACUUUGAUGAACUCGAGCGCGCCGUCACGCCUCGCACCAAGAUGAUGGUCAUCAACACGCCGCACAACCCUGUCGGUAAGGUAUUCUCUAAGGCGGAGCUGCAGAGGAUCGCGGACAUCUGUCUCAAGAAUAACAUUAUUAUCCUAUCUGAUGAGGUGUACGAUCGCUUGUACUACGUUCCGUUCACGCGCAUCGCCACCCUGUCCCCUGAGGUCGAGAAGAUCACUCUUACUGUCGGGUCGGCCGGCAAGAACUUCUACGCCACUGGGUGGCGAGUGGGCUGGCUGAUGGGGCCAGCUGAACUCAUUCAGUAUGUGUCUGCCGCACAUACGCGGAUAUGCUACUCUUCAGUCUCGCCGCUUCAGGAAGCUUGUGCUGUUGGCUUUGAGAAGGCUGAGGCCGAGGGCUUCUGGGAUGAGUGCGUUAAGGAUAUGAAGGGGCGGGUGGACCGUUUCAACGCCGUUUUCGAGGAGCUAGGGCUGCCAUACUCGGAGCCCGAAGGCGGUUACUUUGUCAUGGCCAACUUCUCUAAGGUGAAGCUACCGGCUGACUACCCGUUCCCGCCGCACGUGGCCAGCCGCCCGCGCGACUUCAAGCUGGCGUGGUUCUUGAUCCAGGAGGUCGGCGUAGCGGCCAUCCCUCCGACUGAGUUCUACACUGAUGCCAACUACAAGAUCGUGGAGGACUAUUUGCGCUUCGCGGUGUGCAAGCCUGACGACGUGCUUGAGACGGCUAAAGAGAGGCUGAGAGGGUUAAAGAAGUACAUUCAAGACCGGGACUGGGCAUACGGGGACUUCUACACCGUAUUCGUACCCCGUUGCCCAGAUCCUGUGCCCUCGUCGUGCAAGCUGAUGGUCUUCGCCGUCUAUCGUCUAACGAUGAGGAAUCCCUGA